AUGGAGACCGAAGAGGAGCAGCACAUCACCACGCUCCUCUGCAUGGGCUUCCCGGACCCCGACGUGAUAAGGAAAGCGCUCCGCUUGGCCAAGAACGACAUCAACGAGGCGGUCGCGCUCCUGACCAACGAAAGCCCGGGGCUCGGCUACGGAUAUGAGCCCAUGGAGAGCGGGCCUGCCCCCGCCUUGAGUACGAGCGGCGACGGGGAGACGAGCGGGAGAACCGGCACCAGUGGCUUCGACCCUCCACCCGCAUACCAUGACGUCGUUGACGGAGAGAGGAGCAACGAUGAGAAUGGCAACUGCUCUGGCGGAAGCAUGGAGUUCCCCACUACCAACCUGUAUGAGCUGGAGAGCCGAGUGUUCACCGACCACUGGUCCAUUCCGUACAAGAGAGAGGAGUCGCUGGGCAAAUGCCUCAUCGCAUCCACUUGCCUCGCACGGCACGGCCUCGCCGACGCUGACGAGAACUGCAAGAGGUUCGUCGAACGCUGCAUGCCCGAGGCCUUUAAAAAGUUGCUGACCAGCAGUGCAGUGCACAAGUGGUGCACAGAGAUCCACGAGGGAAUUUACAACAUGCUUAUGUUGUUGGUGGAGCUGGUGGCUGAGCGGGUCAAGCAGGACCCAGUUCCUGUCAACCUAAUGGGUGUCUUGGCAAUGGCCUUCAACCCGGACAACGAGUACCAUUUUAAGAACCGGAUGAAGUCGUGCCAAAGGAACUGGGCCGAAGUGUUUGGAGACGAGGCUAGCAUGUUUGCAGUUUCACCAAGCAACACUUAUCAAAAAGAGCCUCACGGUUGGCUGGUGGAUUUAGUCAAUCAAUUUGGAGAGUUGGGAGGAUUUACCGCCAUCCAGACGAAGCUCAACGCGGAGGAGAUCGAAAUAGCUUGUGUGUCUGCUCUGGUCCAGCCUCUUGGUGUUUGCGCUGAAUACCUCAACUCAAGCCUUGUCCAGCCAAUGCUUGAUCCAGUGAUCCAUAAGAUGAUCACUUAUGUACAGAACCUGGAGGAAAAGGACCUUAAAGACAAGCGUCUGGUGAGCAUCCCCGACCUGCUUUCAGCAAUCAAGCUUCUGUGCAUGAAGUUCCAGCGGGACAUGGUCACGGUGGUAGACGACCUGCGGCUCGACACGCUGCUGCGCAUGCUCAAAACCCCCCAUUUUUCAACUAAAAUGAAUUCUCUCAAAGAGGUGACAAAAUUAAUAGAGGAGAGCACGGUGGCAAAGACUGUGAAGAAUGCCAUUGAUACUGAUAAACUCCUAGACUGGCUUGUAGAAAACUCUGUCCUUUCAAUAGCACUGGAGGGCAAUAUUGACCAGGCACAAUACUGUGAGAGAAUAAAGGGAAUCAUUGAGCUCCUGGGAAGUAAACUCUCCCUCGAUGAACUCUCCAAGAUCUGGAGGAUACAGGCUGGCCAGUCAUCAACUGUGAUUGAAAACAUUCACACAAUCAUCGCCGCUGCAGCAGUAAAGUUCAGCUUUGAUCAGCUCACCCACUUGUUUGUGCUGAUACAGAAGAGCUGGGAAGUGGAGAGCGAUCGCGUCAGGCAGAAGCUGCUGAGUCUGAUAGGGAGGAUCGGGAGGGAGGCCCGCUCAGAAACCACUACUGGCAAGGUGCUGGAGGUGUUGUGGGAGCUGGCGCACCUCCCCUCGUUGCCCACCAGUCUGGUUCAGCAGGCGCUAGAGGAGCACCUGGGAAUUUUGAGCGACGCCUAUGCUGUCAAGGAGACUGUGAAACGCAACUACAUCAUUAAAUGCAUCGAAGACAUCAAAAAGGUGGGGGAGGAGUGCGGCUCAAGGUUCAACCGGUGCGACGGUUUUAAAGCUUCCCAGCCAAGCACCCCUCAGGCGGUUUGGGUCGUACCUGCCUUGCGUCAGUUGCAUGAGAUCACCCGCUCCUUCAUUAAGCAGACCUACCAAAAACAAGACAAGAGCAUCAUCCAGGAUCUGAAGAAGAACUUUGAGAUUGUCAAACUAAUCACGGGUUCCCUCGUUUGCUGCCAUCGACUUGCGGUGACCGCAGCAGGAAACAGUUGCCUGUCAGGUUCCACCAUGGUAGAUGGAAGAUACACCUACCAGGAGUACCUGGACGGUCACCUGCGUUUCUUAGCCUUCUUCCUCCAGGAGGCUAGCCUGUACCUGGUCUGGAAUAGAGCUAAGGAGAUCUGGGAGUGCCUGGUAUCCGGCCCAGAUGUUUGUGAACUGGACCGUGAGAUGUGUUUUGAGUGGUUCACUAAAGGCCAGCAUGAUCUCGAGAGUGAUGUUCAGCAGCAGCUCUUUAAGGAAAAGAUACUGAAACUGGAGCCCUAUGAGAUCACUAUGAAUGGCUUCAACCUGUUUAAGACCUUCUUUGAGAAUGUCAAUCUCUGUGAUCAUCGACUGAAACGCCAAGGAACUCAGCUGUGUGUGGAACGCAUCGACCUUACAGGGAUGGACUUUAUUUGGCGCAUCGCCAUGGAAACCCCUGAUGAAGAGAUAGCCAAUGAAGCAAUUCAGCUCAUUAUCACAUAUAGCUACACGAACCUCAACCCCAAGAUGAAGAAGGAUUCGGUAUCUUUGCAUAAGAAAUUCAUUGCUGAUUGUUACAAGAGACUAGAGGCAGCCAGUUCAGCCUUAGGCGGGCCUACUUUGACGCACGCUGUUACUCGAGCGACCAAGAUGCUGACAGCCACCGCUAUGCCCACGGUGGCUACAUCCGUACAAUCACCUUCAAGAUCCACCAAGCUGGUCAUAAUAGAAAGACUGCUGCUAUUGGCUGAACGUUACGUCAUCACAAUUGAGGAUAUGUACUCUGUUCCUCGCACUAUUCUACCUCACGGGGCAUCGUUCAAUGGACACCCUGUCACUCUUCACAUCACUUAUGAGUCAACCAAAGAUACAUUCACCUUAGAGACCCACAGUAAUGAGACAAUAGGAAGCAUCCGGUGGAAGAUAUCCGAGCACUUGAGCUGUCCAGUGGAUAACGUCCAGAUCUUUGCCAAUGAUAGUGUGUUGACCAUGAAUCGGGACCAGAAACUGCUGUCCCAGCUGGGCUUUAGCGAUGAGCAGAGCCUCACGGUGAAAAGCUCAGGAACGGGCACGCCCUCGGGCAGCUCUGAGUCGUCCGCCUCCGCCUCCAGUAGUUCCAGUUCAGCCGUCUUCAACUCCGCCUAUGCCCUGGAGCAGGAAAAAUCCCUUCCAGGUGUUGUCAUGGCGCUGGUGUGCAAUGUGUUUGAGAUGCUUUACCAGUUGGCUAAUUUGGAUGAAACCAGGAUCACACUGCGUGUGAGAAAAUUGCUCCUCCUAAUCCCAACAGAUCCCGAGGUGCAAGACGCUCUCGAUAACUUUGUCCCCAAAGAAUCCAGUAAGACAUUGUUCACCCUUGGCCAAGGGACAGGCUCCCGCUCUCCAUCCACGGCCUCCAAGCAGCAGCACCAGCCAAGUGCUGCAUCCAUUCUGGAGUCCUUGUUCAGGUCUUCAGCCCCAGGCAUGUCUACAUUUAGAGUCCUCUACAACCUGGAGGUGCUGAGUUCAAAACUAAUGCCCACAUCUGAUGACGAAAUGGCUAAAACCAGCAGCAAGUCGUUCUGUGAUAACUUCCUCAAAGCAGGAGGACUCAGUCUGGUGGUGAAUGUAAUGCAAAGAGACUCCAUCCCAUCAGAAGUGGACUAUGAGACCCGACAAGGCGUCUACUCCAUAUGUCUUCAGUUGGCCAGGUUCCUUCUGGUUGGCCAGAGCAUGCCUGCGGUGCUAGAUGAUGAUGUCAUCCGGGAUGGCGAUGCACUGUCAUCCCGACCUUUCCGCAACGCAGUUCGAACAGGCCGCCAGCUCUCUCUAUGUGCAACACCGGAGAAGGCCUCGUACAGGCAGAUGUCGCUGUCUGAACGCUCAUCCAUAAGAGUGGAGGAGAUUAUACCGGCUGCACGUGUGGCAAUUCAGACUAUGGAGGUGGGUGACUUCACCUCCACCGUCGCAUGUUUCAUGCGACUGACCUGGGCAGCGGCUGCGGGCCGACUGGAUCUCGUCGGCAGCCCACAGCCCAUCAGAGAGACCCAUGCCUCAUUUCUUUCUCAGGGAGUGCGCACCAGAGUCAGUAGCACAGGAAGUAACUGCAGCUCCAGCAGUGAGGGAGAAACACCAACGGCGCUGCAUGCUGGCAUUUGUGUUCGACAGCAAAGUGUCUCCAUAAAAGAUGCCAUCAUCGCCCGUGAGGCUCUGUCGCUCCUGGUCACCUGCCUGCAGCUACGCUGUCAGCAACUUUCCUCUUUCUACAACCUACCCUCUGUCAAUGAUUUCAUCAUUGAUGUGCUGCUGGGUUCUCCCAGUGGAGAGAUCCGCCGCGUGGCCUGUGACCAGCUAUACACUCUGAGCCAGUCAGACACGUCAGGCUUCGCCGAUGUCCAAAAACCCAACUUGUUUUUGCUCUCUGUCGUCCUCACCGCUCAGCUUCCACUGUGGAGUCCCACGUCGGUCAUGAGGGGAGUCAACCAGAGAUUGCUGUCCCAGUGCACAGAGUACUUUGACUUGCGAUGUCAGCUACUUGAUGAUCUAACAACUUCGGAGAUGGAAGCGUCACAAGUCAUUUCCGCCACCAUGCUAGAGGAUGAAAUCUCUUGGCUGGACAACUUUGAGCCCAGCUGGAGCUCAGAGAUGGAGACCAGCGAGGCGGACAACAUCCUCCUGGCGGGACACCUGCGGCUCAUCAAGACCCUGCUGUCGCUUUGUGGCAAGGAAAAGGAGCAUCUUGGCCCGUCUUUGAUCCAGCAACUGUUGGAUGACUUCUUGUUUCGAGCAUCACGCAUCAUCAUCAACACCUCCAACUCCACCGCCUCGCCCGCCCCCAGCCACGAUUUCUACCCCAAGUGCAGCACUGCAAGCAGCCGUCUGGCGGCCUACGAGGUUUUGGUGAUGCUGGCUGACAGCUCACUAUCCAACCUACGCCUGAUCACCAGAGAGUUGCUCUCCAUGCACCACCAAUCUGACCCGUCGCUUUGUAAAGAGUUCGAUUAUCUUCCCCCUGUAGAGAGCCGCUCAGUUUCAGGUUUUGUGGGCCUGAAGAAUGGCGGCGCCACAUGUUAUAUGAAUGCUGUUUUCCAGCAGCUUUACAUGCAACCAGGCCUACCAGAGGCCUUCUUAUCCAUCGAGGACGACACAGACCAGCCUGAUGAAAGCGUCUUCUACCAGGUUCAGUCUUUGUUUGGUCACCUGAUGGAGAGCAAACUGCAGUACUAUGUACCGGAAAACUUUUGGAAGAUCUUCAAGAUGUGGAACAAAGAGUUGUACGUGCGAGAGCAACAAGACGCUUAUGAAUUCUUUACCAGCCUUGUGGACCAGCUUGACGAGCAUCUCAAAAAAAUGGGCCGUGAGCAAAUCUUCAAGAACACAUUUCAGGGCAUCUUUUCUGACCAGAAGAUUUGUAAAGACUGUCCUCAUCGGUACGAACGUGAAGAGACGUUCAUGGCAUUGAAUCUUGGUGUGACGUCCUGCCAAAGUCUGGAGAUCUCUCUGGACCAGUUUGUCCGAGGUGAGGUUCUGGAGGGCAGUAAUGCCUACUACUGCGAGAAAUGCAAGGAAAAGAGGACCACGGUAAAGAGGACUUGCAUCAAAUCCCUGCCUAGCGUUCUCUGCAUUCAUCUCAUGCGUUUUGGCUUUGACUGGGAAAGCGGACGUUCCAUUAAGUAUGACGAACAGAUUCGGUUCCCUUGGGUGCUAAACAUGGAGCCGUACACAGUGUCUGGCAUGGCUCGUCAGGACUGCAGCGGGGAGGGCGGCGAGGGGCGAGGCGACGUUCCGUCCGGAGGCUCACCCAGGAAAAAAGUCACCAUUUCGGAGAACUACGAGCUGGUGGGCGUGGUGGUCCACAGCGGUCAGGCGCAUGCUGGCCACUACUAUUCCUUUAUCAAAGAUAGACGUGGCAGCUCACGUGGACGUUGGUAUAAGUUCAACGACAACAUGGUGGAAGAGUUUGACAUGAACGACGAAACUUUAGAGUACGAGUGCUUCGGAGGAGAGUACAGGCCCAAAGUUUACGACCAGUCCAACCCUUACCCCGAUGUGAGGAGGAGAUACUGGAAUGCCUACAUGCUGUUUUAUCAAAAAAUAAGUGAGCAAAACUCACCCGUCCUACCCAAAAAAAGUAGGGUCAGCAUCAUGAGGCAAGAAGCAGAGGAUCUCACACUGUCCGCGCCAUCCUCUCCUGACGUCUCGCCACAGUCAUCCCCGCGCCCCCCUAGGGCUAACAACGAUCGCCUCACCCUGCUAACCCGCCUGGUCCGCAAGGGCGAGAAGAAGGGCCUGUUUGUGGAGAAGAUGCCCGCCAGCAUCUACCAGAUGGUGAGGGAUGAGAAUCUCAAGUUCAUGAGGAACAGAGACGUCUACAACAGCGACUACUUCAACUUCACCCUCUCGUUGGCCUCCGUCAAUGCAACUAAAUUAAAGCAUCCAGACUACCAGGCCAUGGCAAAAGAGAGUCUCCAGCUCGCUGUCCAGUUCCUCCUGCAUACCUACCUGCACACCAAAAAGAAGCUCCGUGUGGAUACCGAAGAGUGGAUGGCCACUGUAGAGGUGUUGCUCUCAAAAAGCAGCGCCGCUUGCCAGUGGAUGAUCCAGUACCUGGUUGGACCAGAGGGACGGGAAAUGACCAGGAUAUGUCUGCUGGAGUGUGGCAUGAGAGAAGUGCGCGUGGUGGUGGCGUCCAUCCUGGAGAAGACCCUGGAGAGCGCGCUGCACUUUGCCGACCCGGGUCUGGAUGGCCUGACUGAUGCCCUGCUCUCGCUGUUGGAUAAGGAUGUUCCUGAAAAUGUGAAGAACUGCGCGCAGUACUUCAGCCUCUUCAGUAACUUUUCUCAUAAGGGUUGUGAAGCUUGUCAACUAUUGUUGAAACACUCGGCUUACCGUCGAAUGCUCCUUUUCCUUCUUGGACCCAAUCGCCAAAACAACCAGAAUCGACGGUGGAGUCAAGCCCAAGCUCGGGAAUUUCUCCACCUCCAUAACACGCUAGCACUCAUCACUCUACACUCGGACCUAGACUCCCAGCGAACACACUCUCCGGAAGGGUUCACCCUGCGUGUCAGCAGCAUUCCUUCCUCCACACCACUCCUCCCCCUCCACUCGGACAUCUUGGCGUCUGUUUUCACCCCAGAGGGACAACCCUAUCUUCUUGAGGUGAUGUUCGCGUUGCGCGAGUUGUCGGGCCCCCUGACGCCACUCAUCAGCAUGGUGACGUAUUGUUCCUAUUGCAACGAGCCUUUCUCGCUGGGCGUUCUGCAGCUCCUCAAGACUCAGCUGGAGACGGUGCCGCCUCACGAGUUGAAGAACAUCUUUCACAUGCUGCAGGAGCUUCUUGUGGUGGAGGAUCCUUUGCAGUCACAAAGGCUCAAGUAUGCUUUUGAGUCAGAGAAAGGCCUGCUGGCUUUGAUGCACCAAAGCAACAAUGUUGACAGCAGACGCUGCUACCAGUGUGUGAAGUUCUUGGUCACGUUGGCCCAGAAGUGUGCUCCUGCCAAGGAUUACUUCAAGGACCUUUCUGGUCACUGGAGCUGGGCAGUGCAGUGGCUCCAGAAAAAGAUGACAGAGCAUUACUGGACGCCACAGAGUAACGUAUCAAACGAGACGUCCACCAAUAAGAGCUUCCAGCGUACAAUUUCUGCACAGGACACGCUAGCCUACGCCACAGCCUUGCUGAACGAAAAGGAGCAGUCUGGUAGCAGCAAUGGCUCCGACGGAAGCCCCGCCAACGAGAACCCCGAACGCAGCCUACGACAGGGAUCAGAAUCUCCCAUGAUGCUUGGCGAUUCCAAAAGCGACCUGGAGGACGUUGACCCUUAA
Messenger RNA from Nerophis lumbriciformis (worm pipefish), 7803 nucleotides. The record is from RefSeq and is a predicted model, not a curated record. NCBI's taxonomy places the organism in Eukaryota, Metazoa, Chordata, Actinopteri, Syngnathiformes, Syngnathidae.